GUUGACUAAGGAAUAUUGUAUUUAAGAAUGUCUUGAAAUUCAGAAACAAAAGAUCAAAAAGGAACUCAACUUUAGAAACUUUGCUCCAUCUCAUUUCCAGAUAUUUUUGUUGUUGGGAAUUUUUGGUCGUCAAGCCAAUCCUAAUGGCCAAAUUAGAGAUUCAAAUCCAGAUAAGGAAAAUGUUAAAGCCUUCGACUCCUACCCCUAAUCAUCUUAGGAGCCAUAAUAUUUCAUUAUUUGAUCAAGUGGCUCCUCCUGUAUAUGUAACAAUAUUGUUACACUACUUGCCAUGCAGUGAAUGGAACAGUGAAGAAAUUACUGAUAAGCUGCAAAAAUCAUUGGCUGAGACCUUAACCAAGUUUUACCCUCUAGCCGGGAGAUUCAGAAAAGAUGACCUCUCAAUUCGCUGCAACGACGAAGGUGUUGACUAUGUCGAAACCAAAGUCAACACGAAUCUUGCUGAGUUUCUCCACGAAGGACCCAAGAUUGAGCUUUUGGAUGAUCUUCUUCCAAAAACAGAUAUGUUAUCAGUUCCAUUACUUGGAGUUCAAGUUAACAUAUUCAACUGUGGAGGCCUAGUCAUGGGGGUACAAAUUUUACACAUCCUAGCAGAUGCUUUCACGUUAGCAACAUUUGUCAAGGAAUGGGCUCAAAUUAGCCAAACAGGGACAACAAAAGGUUGUCUCUCAAGUUUCGAUUUCUUGCCAUCGCUCUUUCCCACAAAAGUAUUAUCAGGGCAUCAGUAUUCACUACCUUCUAGUGGAGACCCUGAGAUUGUCACUAGGAGAUUUGUGUUUGAUGCUUUGGCAAUUGCGAAACUCAAAGAUAGAAUCGGUGCAAGUGAUCACACUUUCACGAGACCUACUCGAGUGGCGGUCGUUAUGUCGUUAAUAUGGAAGGUUCUAGUGGGCAUAUCAUCUGCCAAACAUGGACAUUCAAGGGAUUCUUCUUUAUUAUUUCCUAUUAAUUUGAGGGGGAAAUUAAAUUUACCAUCAUUAGAAUAUGCUCUAGGGAAUUUCAUCGUGCUCGUACAUGCUACUCUUAAGGCAAACCAGUCAAAAGAGUUAAACGACUUUGUUAAUAUGAUAGGAAAUACAUCAAGGGACAUAUCUGUAGAUAUUGGCAAGGCAAGCAUCAAUGGUAUUGCCCCUAUGUUUGUUAAUUGUGACGCAGAAUUUGUAAACAAACUUGGUCAGAAAGACGAGAUGGACAUUUAUCUCAGCAGUAGUUGGUGCAGACUCCCCUGGUAUGAAGCAGAUUUUGGUUGGGGAAAGCCAUUUUGGAGUCAGGUUUAUCGGUUUCAGCCAUUGACUACUAUAAGAAAGAGUUCUCAUGAGCUCCAUUUUUUGGAAACGCUCACUGCCAACGGUAAUAUAAGACGAUUUGAAACAGCGACUAGUUCAGUUGCCGGCGACCACCCUCCGCCCAGCGAGACACGGAUCAGUCGCCGGCGAGUGGGAACAACCACAAUCGGUUUCAGGCCUGGUUGCGGUGCCGUGGUGACACACAAACCAGACCCGUCUUCAAGCCAGAGGUGCGGAUUCUUUUCCGGCGAGGUCAAGCUAUUUUCAGGUUGGUACAGAUUUCCGGCAGGUUUCAUAAAUCCCGGCGACUCCCGAACAGCUUUCCAACACGACGCAACAGGACUUGUCUGACAGUAUCGGUUUGGACCGGUGGCUUUGGGCGGCGAGCGAGACGUGAACGUGCAAACAGUGAAGAACAACCCGAGUAUCAGCAAGGAACAGCAGGAGUUGGACGCAAACGAGCUAGGUGGACGCAAUACAGUCGAGUAUACUAAGACAAUUCCCAGGUUAUACUCACGGGAAUUGGUACCUCCCGUUUGCCUAUUUCUCUCUAUUGUGUUAGUAAAAUUGAUGUCCUUUUAGUUCUUAUUAGUUUAGUCACCAUAUUAGGGCGCCUGUAGUGGCAUCUUGUCUUAUUCUAGUUUGUUCUGUGGUAUCUGUUAGUGAUUCCCCCUAGUCCGCUGGAAUUAUAGUGGCUGUAGUCUGGGAUGGUCGAGUGAGUUCAUGUCCUCGGGGCGUGCGGAGGGUGGG
This is a messenger RNA of Nicotiana tabacum (common tobacco), 2054 nucleotides long. RefSeq names its product acetyl-CoA-benzylalcohol acetyltransferase-like. The record is from RefSeq and is a predicted model, not a curated record. NCBI's taxonomy places the organism in Eukaryota, Viridiplantae, Streptophyta, Magnoliopsida, Solanales, Solanaceae.